CUUCUGAGUGAAAGGAAUGCCUAUCGAUUAUUUGUGUGUUUUUCUUUUUCAGGGAUUGUGUGCAGAAAUUCUCACCUAAAUUCCGCGUAUUCGCUACCUGUGCAAGUGAUCAGUAAGGAGCGACAGGUAGCCCCGCCCCCUAAUCCAUCGGAGUGGAAAAAGUUUAUUCACAAGAAAUGACUGAUAUAGUAUUUGUAAAGACCGAUUUACGAGACUUGGAACAAUAUCAAAUCGCGCCAGUGUAUAGGUAACUUAAUUGUAAAAACGUUUUGAUCGAAGCUCCAGUUUACGAUUUGACGAGCACAGAGCAGGUGUGAAGCGGGCGCACAUGCGGAUUUAAGUGACAUAAUUCUCGUGCAACUUUGAAACAUUUCUGUCUCCAUUCACAAAUAUAUCUGAGAUAACUUAAAAUAUUGGAAUCUAUUAGCGAUUUUGGAAUUAACAAAUUUUCUAUCAAAGUAUCAACCAUGUCACGAUUCUUUGGAGGAAAGGGAAAGGAAAAGGACAAGAGCCAGAAAUUCUAUGUAGAGUUCUUGGGAUGGAUUGAGAGCAGGGGACUAAUGGGGGAGAAAUAUACACGUCCAGUUGUGGAUGAUCUGAGAAGGAAGCACCAAAAAUGGAGGAACGCACCAAAGCUUACCGUGCAGGUCAGUAAAAGCGAACUUAAAGUUUCCCAAGAUGUUCCCGAUAAGAAUAAAAAGAAACCCAAAACAACUAAAUUUCCCGUCAUUCCUGUGGAGGAUGUUACAUAUGUAUCACAAGCCAGACACCCUGUUACAGGCCAACCAGAUGAUAUCGUCGCCUGCAUCUACCUUGGCUAUAUUCCAAGGACCAAACGCAGCGUACACGUGCACGUCUACAGAUUUGAUUCAGCACAAACGGCUUCCAAAUAUGUCCGGAUGCUGCAAAGUGUGAUAGGAAUGGGUGAAGACCGCCUGAAGCAGAUAGAAUUUACUUUGAUCGCCCGUGGAGAGCUUGAAGAUCCUAUCAAUACUACGUAUGUUUACCGACCACGACCAAGUCCUAGGGACGCUGGAAUCGGAUCAUCCGACGGAAUGAGUGAACCAAGAACAGAUUCAGCUCCGGACUCCGCUGCUGCUAGCACAUGCAGCACAAACUCUUUCCCCUCAGACGAAAUCGAGCCUGAUUUGAUUAGUCUUCAUGAACAGAUGCCAUUUGAAUCUGUUACAGACGAACUCAAACUUAAGCUAAACGUAUCAUUAAAGGAAGGAAAACCUUUGUUGUUACCACCAAAAGACUAUGACACUAUCCGACGAAAACAGGGAAACCUGGAAAACGUGGAAAACAGGAGAUGUUUGAACGCUAGUAUUGUCGGUAACAUGCCUUGGUCGUCUCCUCGUUGUCGAAAUGUCUCGGACGAAAGUGGAAUUGGAUUAGAAUCUCCAUCGCCUUCAGAGGAACAGAAGAAAUUCCCUGACUCCGAUUUUGACGAGGAUCGAGAAAACUCUCCUCCUUCAAGUGCUAGAAGCUUCAGAGAGGAAUUCGUUUAUCCUCCGCAAUCGGCAAGAAGCCCCAAAAUUACGAAUGAUCGGCAAGCAUUAUUACGUCAGCCAUCUUUCUCUUCCGCCUACAGCAGCCAGAGCUAUAGAAGCGGAUCUUCUUCCUCAUUCUUCAUUGAAAAAGACAAUAGUACAGUGUACACCGGGAAACGCGCUGAAUUCGAUAUUCCGCCAGCGGACUAUGAUGCCGAUGACGUUGCAGUCAUGAGAGAAAAAAUCACGCGGAGAGCCCUGGAUAUGACAUCAAGCAUGCCAGUCAGCAUGUUCCCAAGAGAUAUGCCAGAAUAUGCCAUCAUUGACAAGAAAAGAGCAACUUCUACGAACACACCACCGCAGUCUUCUGAAAUCUACUCACCUCGUGGAGGUGAACAUCGGAUUCGGCGGGUAAAUUCAAUGUACAAGUGACAAACUUAUAUGCUUUAACUUAUAUUCUCAUCAUAAUUGCUGGGAUUUACCAACUAUGGCAAACUCUCUCAUGAGUUCUAACAGUAUGACAUGGUGUCCGUGUCUGACGUUGGGCCAUGUCGUAGCCGGGACACAGACGCGUUCAGCUGAGUCAGGAAGGUAGCAGAGUCUACGAUGAGUUCGUGAGGACUUUUUGUAAUGUGGCAGGUUUGAUGAGAUUCGUUUGAUGUCUUGAUGACUUGUUACAAUACACAGUGUAAUUGUCUAAUUUCCUCCGGCCAAUUUGUCACAUAGCACAUCUUUGCUGUCAAUUCAGUUAAAUCGAUAAGAAACCAAAACAUAAAGCAAGAUAAUGUAAACUAUUUUUUCUUUACCUUUUUUUCAAUGAAGUGCUAUGAAAUGGCCUAGAGGAAUUUUUGAAAUUACUUUUUUUUUUUAUAUAAGACUGUUGAAUGACACGAUGUUAACGUGUCAAAAGAGGUGCAAUGUUUGUAAAUAAUUUGUUUAUCUACUUGUUUUGUAACGGUUCCCACUGAACAAGAAUACUCUUAACUUCUUUGGUCCUUUUUUAAAAGAUACUUUUUUUCUAAUCUGUUAUUAUACUGUGGCAUUGGGAUCUCUAAGUAAUCCUCUUAAUUAGGCGGAUUUUGUGGCUCAACCAAAUUCCGUAACUAAUCUUUGUUAUCAACUCUCCAACUGUAAUACCUCUGACAAAUGUCCCAUUGAGUAAAAACCAAACGGGGCCUAGUUCUUAGUAUUCUAUACCCCAUUAUUGUCCUUUUUACCUACCGAUCCUUGCACUUGUCUGUCAUUUGAACAAAUAAGAACAAAUAUUAUAGAAUACAAAAGUAAUAAUUGACAUAUUUCUGUUUUAUUCUGUAUUUCGGCUAAGAGUUUUAGAAGAUAAUUAAAGACGUACCGUUAUAACCGAAAAACAAAAGACAGGUGUGUGCUAUAGGUAAUCGACACGAUAUAAUCAGUCAUCCAUGACUGGUCAGGUAAAGAACACUCAAAAGUGUUUAAAGCUCAUGUUCUAGAUUCCUAACGAUUGCAUUUUCUAUCUGUUUGGAAAUAUGAAAUAUAUCUGUUUGGUCUAUAUCCAUUGGAAUGCUUUAGGAGUUAAAAGAAACAUUGUCUUAGCUGGAAACUCUCCAGAGCAUUCCCAUGGAAGCCUUAAUUCAGUCAAGGAUUAUACAAACUAACAACCACAAGUAACCACAGCUUUACAAUUCCAAACCAAAACAAAAUAUUAUUUUCAGUUAUUUUUUUAAGAAUUAAUAUUAUCUGAUUAUAUGAACCUUAUGAUAUUAAUUUUUUCUUGUUACUUUUUUGUUCAUUCUUAUUAAUAUAAAUUUGUGGUAAUCUGUGAUUGACUUACGAGUUGAUUUAAUUGUUUCUGCCCUUUGAAAGUAAUCUCAAGGGCCUUGGUUUUUAAUUAAGAUUAUUUCAUUUCUUUCCCAGCAAAUCGUUCUUGUACACAAAUCUACGACACAGGUGUAAUUUAUGACCAUAUAAAUUGAUUGGUUUUGUUUAUCAUUGUGAUAAGUGGCUCACUAUCUUGUGCAGGUUCUGGGCGGUCAGAUUUUGCGCUCGGACUGGCGCCGUUAAAUUGACAGUUUUUGAUAAUUAAAUCAAUAACCACAACAGGUGCUCGAUCGUUAAUUGUCUCUGUAUAUGUAUUUAUUAUUGUGAUCAGUAUGUAUAUUGUUAUGUUAUAAACAGGGCACAUAUUACGAUAUUCAGUAAAACCUGGGCCUUAAUGGUCCCUUCAUUUACAAAUAUACGCAGCAUAUAGAUUGUAUAUCUUCAUUUUGAUACGGGUACUCCCAACACAUUUUUCUCUUUCUUUGUGUAUACUGAAAAACGGCUUUGAGUAUGCAAUCAAAACUUGUCUAUGUGUGCAUUGUUGUUCUUGCCAUGUCUGUUGUUUUCUAACAAUCCGGAAACGCUCCGUCAAGGAGUCGAAUUGUGCACAACUGGACAUCCUGGUAUCCCGGGUAACUUACAUGUUACACUCAAUUAACACCACUAAUUGUAGAAACGACAACGUACGAAGUACGACUCCUCAAUGUUCAAUGUCAAGACUAACACAGAAACUGCCAUAUUUUUUACUUGGCAUUACUGACAGUUUUUUUUUUCAAUAUGCAUACUCUGUAAAAUAAAUCUUAACAAUUUUUUUCUGUUAUCAAAUGCAAAAUCGUAAUUGUAUGUAUUGCUCAUAUUGAAAUGUAUAUGUUAAAUGUACGUUGAUAAAAACUUGAAAAAUGUAAAAUAUUUAUAAAAUACUUAAAUUUUUGUUCGAAAAAAGUUUUAUUUUUUGUACAAAAUAAAAGUUAUUUAUAUUA
Saccostrea echinata is the source of this 4270-nucleotide messenger RNA. RefSeq lists its product as uncharacterized. The transcript has a single exon. The record is from RefSeq and is a predicted model, not a curated record. Bases 468 to 1925 code for a protein of 485 amino acids. NCBI's taxonomy places the organism in Eukaryota, Metazoa, Mollusca, Bivalvia, Ostreida, Ostreidae.